AUGCCUGCAACACCCAGCCAGGCAAGGACCAAAAAAUGCCAGAGGGCCUGUGAGCGAUGUCGAUCAAUGAAGGUCAAAUGCUCGGGGGUCAGCCCUUGCACAAGAUGUGCGCGGAAGAAGAAGCAUUGUCACUUUCCGGUGGAGGAGGUCCGGGUCUCCGUGUCGGAACGGUACUUACGAGAGCUAGAGGAGCACAUAUCCAGGAGCGGAAGCUCGGGUCGACAUGGACCCCCGGCUCCUCUUGAUCACAGUCCUCUAGGAGGUACGCUGUUUACAGGCGAUGAUAAUGUCGACGUCCCUCCCACCCCUCAAGCAUCUAGCACACUGCUAGACAGUCAAGCAGAUAUUGGAUGGCGUUCAAUGUCAAUUGGGAUGGGGCCGCCCCUACAUACCCCAGGAACCCCUCAAAGAGGGCAUGAGACCGACAGUGGUGCCGAACAAGACAAUCACCGAUCAAGAUUCUCUCGGAAUCCUUUAGUUGAUCGGGAUCCAUCGUUUGCCCAGACGCCAGAUGGCCGAUUUUGGUACAUGGGGCCCACAUCGUCGUGGUCCUUCUGUCGUCGCGUCCUUGCUUUGAUAGGAAGAAAGGUCCCUGAAUCAAACUGUCCACCAGAUCCAUUUCACAUUGAUGGCGUGGCUUUCAAGUUGACCUGGCGACCAUAUCCUCCAGAUGAAGUACCCGAUGUCACUAAUUUGCCGCCGUUGGACUAUGCACUCUUCUUAUUCAACACAGUCAAAUUCUAUUUUGGCUUUCUUUCUUUUAUGAUUGAUGAACAUGCUUAUUUGCAGGAUCUGCAUGAAUUCUACAGGGACCCACCAGCGAAAGCCGCUUCGAACAGACCUUGGUACUGUCAAUACUUACUUGUUCUUGCCUUUGGAAAAGCGUUCUUGACACAGAAGAAUCCUUCUGGGACACCGCCUGGUCAUCAAUACGCAUCUAGGGCGAUGGCGCUGUUGCCUGAUUUGUCAGGAGUUGACGAAGACCCCUUGGGUUGUAUCCAAGCACUCAGCCUAGGGGCAGUGUAUCUUCAGUCAAUAGAUAUGAGGAGAGCGGCCUUUCAACAUAUCGGGCAUGCCUUACGAGGUUGUAUUAUCGAAGGAAUACACAGGCAUGUACCAGAGGAAAUAUGUGGACCGGAGCUCUCCAAACGAUGUAGAACAAUCUUUUGGGUGGUUUACAUGUUGGACCGAGAAUUCUCCGCUUUAAUUGGUGCCCCGAGCUCGAUUAGGGAUGAGGAUAUCACGGUUAAAUUGCCAGCAGAAAUGGAUGAUUCGGUAGAACAGGUCAAUUUGACAUUGCAUGUUCGGCUUUCCCGACUUAUGGCCACGAUUCUGACAACUGUCUAUGGGGUUGGAAAUGAUUUUGAUGACACGCUUGUUCGAAGUACCCAGUCUAUUCUUCACAGCAUUGCCGAACUUUCAUACGACCUAACUUCCUUUUUAAAUGCUCAUUUCCACGGGUUAAUCAGCCGAGCCUCGAAAAUGGCGAUUCGAUUGAUGCUGGCUCAUCAUCAUUGUGUCGUACUUACAACAAGACCGCUAGUGAUGUGCGCACUUCAUAUGCAUAUUGAACGAACAGAGAGACAAAAAUCUCAAACGAUCGCUUUAUCACCUCCUGUUGCAUCCCUAUUGCAGUGCUGCGCCGAUUCCGCCCAGACUAUCCUCCAGACCCUUCGUACUUUAGCUGAUGAUGACCUAAUGGACGCAUUCUUACCAUUCCAAAUCGAAGACGCAUCAUCCUCUGCGUUUGUUCUCUACCUAAUCCGUGCAAUUGCCCCAUCUGUGAUCUCGAACGAUACUUGGUGUGACAACCUGGCACUGGUGCUCGAUAAACUCAUUGCAAAGGGUAAUCUAGCUGCACCACUUCGAAGGCUUGAACUCAGGCAAUUGGAGCAAAUACUCGCACCUUUGACGCCGAAAUUGGCGAAUCACCAUUUGCCGCAAGUCAAUCUGGAUGAAGGCAAUGAAAUUAAUGAAGAAGCUUAUGGCUUCGAUCACGAGGAGUUUGAGUGGGAUCUACUGGGACUCAAUUCAUCCGUCAGUCUUCCCCCGCGAGAAUUAUUGGAUCUUGCAGAUCAAUUAGAUAUGGAGGGGAUCAUGCAAUCUGUUGGGGUUUGA
Messenger RNA from Penicillium samsonianum, 2118 nucleotides. RefSeq names its product Zn(II)2Cys6 transcription factor. Gene Ontology annotation, biological process: DNA-templated transcription; positive regulation of transcription by RNA polymerase II. NCBI's taxonomy places the organism in Eukaryota, Fungi, Ascomycota, Eurotiomycetes, Eurotiales, Aspergillaceae. The record is from RefSeq and is a predicted model, not a curated record. Gene Ontology annotation, molecular function: DNA-binding transcription factor activity, RNA polymerase II-specific; zinc ion binding; sequence-specific DNA binding. Gene Ontology annotation, cellular component: nucleus. Bases 1 to 2118 code for a protein of 705 amino acids. The transcript is spliced from 9 exons.